CCGCAUCUUCCUCCUCCCGUCCAAUCCGUCAAUUCUUUCACCGUCAAAAUGGUCGUUAUGUACAACAUCAUGGGCCGCCAGGUCGGCUCCCACCACCUCGCCCUCGGUAUCCUCACCUCCCUCUUCGCCGGUAUCGGUUACGCCUCAAGCGGCGGUAGCAAGAAGAUCACUGGCUCGACUCCUCCCAUCAACGCUUCAUCCAAGGACGAGGCAGACUUCAUUCAGCAGUUCCUCAAGGAGAGCGAGAAGAAGGAGGCCAAGCACUAGAUUCCGGAAGCCAGGAAAUAAUCUGUUCUCCAAUCAGACAGAAAAGCUAUGGGAAUUACGAGUCAAAGCCAAUCUCGUGUGUAUAUAUAUUCUACACCGAUGUCCCUCUCCACAAGUG
This is a messenger RNA of Aureobasidium pullulans EXF-150, 385 nucleotides long. RefSeq lists its product as uncharacterized. Lineage: Eukaryota; Fungi; Ascomycota; Dothideomycetes; Dothideales; Saccotheciaceae. Gene Ontology annotation, biological process: proton motive force-driven ATP synthesis. The transcript is spliced from 3 exons. The coding region runs from base 49 to 267 and encodes 72 amino acids. The record is from RefSeq and is a predicted model, not a curated record.